This is a messenger RNA of Capsella rubella, 1037 nucleotides long. Its product is annotated as transcription termination factor MTEF1, chloroplastic. Bases 87 to 920 code for a protein of 277 amino acids. Gene Ontology annotation, biological process: regulation of DNA-templated transcription. The transcript has a single exon. The record is from RefSeq and is a predicted model, not a curated record. NCBI's taxonomy places the organism in Eukaryota, Viridiplantae, Streptophyta, Magnoliopsida, Brassicales, Brassicaceae. Gene Ontology annotation, molecular function: double-stranded DNA binding.
CUGAACCGGAUUUAAAAAAUAAUUUCUGGUUAAAUUUAUUGAUAUAUAAAUAAAAUCGAACCGGGAAGAGGUGAAGAAUCGACGAUAUGGCUGUGAUUGCUUCACUUCAUCUUCAACCUCUCUCCUCUUUCUCGACGUCGUCUUCUUCUCCUCCUCCUUCUUCUACCUCUAAACCUCUCUAUCUCAAAUUCCAAACCUCUCACCGUGAGAAUCUAAGACACCUCUCUUCCCUCGGAAUCCUUCCUCCGAACCCCCGACUUGCUCCUCCGGCGAAUGAUCUUCCCGUUAUCCUCUCCGCCGUAGACUUCCUCAAAUCGAAAGGUAUCUCCGACGAUGAUUUCCCGCGCCUCGUCUUCCUCUGUCCACAGCUCUUCUCUCCCACUUUCGACAUUUCUAAACUCGAUCCUGUCUUCGAUUUUCUCACUGGCGAGCUCGGAGCUUCGGCGGAAGAAUCCAGGGGCUUAAUCGUAAAUUGCCCGAACAUCCUCCUCUCCGACGUCGAGUAUUGCUUGAGACCGACGCUUGUUUACCUGAAGGAGCUAGGGUUACAGAAUCUGAACCGAGCAAGCAAGACGAACGCGCACGUGCUGAACACGAGAGUUGAGAAGCUAAGAGCUAAGAUGAGAUUCUUGAAGAGUAUAGGAUUCGAACACGAGGAAGCAGCUAGAGUCUGUGGGAGAAUCCCUGCGAUAUUUGGCUACAGUGUUGAAGAUAACUUGAGACCCAAGUAUGAGUUUCUGGUUUAUGACAUGGAAAGAGAAUUGGAAGAGCUCAAGAAGUUUCCGCAGUACUUUGGGUUUAGCUUGGGGAAGAGGAUAAAGCCAAGGCACUGGCAUUUGAAGAAGAAGAAUGUUGAGGUUUCACUUAGUAGAAUGUUAAUGUGGGGUGAUCAAAAGUUCUACUCUAAAUGGAAGCCAUGACUCAUGAGAGCAGAAGCAGAGUUACUCUUCCCCUGUAUACACUUUUUACAUCUGUUAAUAUUCAAAUCUGUAUUCAGAAAUCUGAAGGAAAAAAUUUGCAUUGCAUUUCUAGGAAAA